AUGGCGGCUGCGGUGGCAGUCAUGGAACGGGAGCUUGCCGCGGCGGCCGCGGCCUGUGAGGCGUCCACGGCUUCAGCGGAGGAGGCGAAGCAAGAUGGGGUGUUCCUGAGGGCGGAGGUGAGCACAGCGCUGGCUGUGCAACGCAAACAAGUCAAAUACACGCAGGUGCUCUCCACCACGCCCGCUCCUGCCCACACCCUGCCGGUGGCCAACGGGAACACAGUGCCGGCCGCCCCUGCUACUGCAUCGGGGGCCAACUCCCCCCACGUGCCCGCUGCCGCCACCGCCGGUUUCCAGCUUCAGGAGGGCGAUUUCCCGCAGCUGCCACAGGUGAAGGGGAAGACCGCCUCGCCGGGGCGCCAAUCGCGCACGCCGCCGGAGCUCAUCACCGUGGGGUACGUGACUUCGGCGGGGGCGAGGGAGAGGGCCGGCAGCGCACCUGCUUUGGACACCCCGGCGGCGGCUACCGCCGACACCACCGCCGACACCGCCGCCGCCACUGCCGGGGUGGCGCCACCGCCGCUACGCGCACUCCGUAUGACCGACUCAGAGAACGCGCAACUGAUCGAACAGCAGCAGGACAAACUGCAGGGGUGGCACGAGCGCGACUUUGAGGACAGAGCGGCGGCGACAGCGGCUGGAGGAGACGGCGCGGGGGGAGUAACGGCGCCGCCCACUACCAGGGACGUGCAUGCAGCGGCUGAGAGGGCCGUCCAACGUGCCCAAGCUGUGGAGGUAAAGGCACGCGGUGCGAAGUGGGUCACCCGCGUGCAACAGUACAAGAAGCACAACGCGGGUGUCACGCUGGAGGAAACGGUCCACCGGGUGUGGGAGUCGUAUGUCAACAGCUUCUACCUGUACCACCCCGAUACGGCCCCCGCCCCGCCCAGCAACCCACCUACGUGGUACCUCGGGGCGGUAGCGGCGUCGGCAACGUCGCCACGGCACCCAUGGGCUCAGCUCGAGGAGGCGUCGCCGACGCCGCUACCGCCCCGAGGUACCACGUAG
Messenger RNA from Ectocarpus sp. CCAP 1310/34, 1008 nucleotides. The record is from the annotation of a GenBank genome assembly. Lineage: Eukaryota; Phaeophyceae; Ectocarpales; Ectocarpaceae.